Schistocerca piceifrons (Central American locust) is the source of this 933-nucleotide messenger RNA. RefSeq names its product circumsporozoite protein-like. Lineage: Eukaryota; Metazoa; Arthropoda; Insecta; Orthoptera; Acrididae. The record is from RefSeq and is a predicted model, not a curated record. Bases 1 to 933 code for a protein of 310 amino acids. The transcript has a single exon.
AUGUGUGCUGUAUCUGGCAACAGGACUGGUGGCAGGACACGUGCUGUAUUCAGAAACAGGACUGGUGGCAGGACGCGUGCCUUAGCUGGCAACAGGACUCGUGGCAAGAAGCGUGGUGUAGGCGGCAACAGGACUGGUGGCAGGACGCAUGCUGUAUCUGGCAACAGGACUGGUGACAGGACAAGUGCUGUAUUCAGAAACAGGACUGGUGGCAGGACGCGUGCCUUAGCUGGCAACAGGACUCGUGGCAAGAAGCGUGGUCUAGGCGGCAACAGGACUGAUGGCAGGACACAUGCUGUAUCCGGCAACAGGACUGGUGGCAGGACGCGUGCCUUAGCUGGCAACAGGACUUGUGGCACAGUUCGUGCUGUAGCCGGCAACAGGUCUGUUGGCAGGAUUCAUGCUGUAUCCGACAACAGGAAUGGUGGCAGGACACGUGCCUUAGCUGGCAGCAGGACUCGUGGCAGGAAGCAUGCUGUAGCCGGCAACAGGACUGGUGGAAGGACGCGUGCUGUAUCCAGCAACAGGACUGGUGGCACGACGCGUGCCUUAGCUGGCAACAGAACUGGUGGCAGGAGACAUGCUGUAGCCGGCAACAGGUUUGGUGGUAGGAUGCAUGCUGUAUCCGGCAACAGGACUGGUGGCAGGACGCAUGCUGUAGCCAGCAACAGGAUCAGUGGCAGGUCGCAUGCUGUAGCCGGCGACAGGACCGGUGGAAGGACACGUGCUGUAGCUAGCAACAGGACUGGAGGCAGGACGUCUGUUGUAGCCCACAAGAGGACUGGUGACACGAUGAGAGAUACAGCUGCCGCUGGGACUGGCACCACAUCUCAUGUUGUAUUUGGCGAUGGGGCUUGCGGUGUGACUCGAAUUGUCGUUGGCAAUGGCGCUUGGGAUUCUACCUUUGUUGUAGCUGCUCAUUCUGCUCAUUAA